GAACCCACAUACGAAAAGGAAAGAGAAGUGAAAUCAAAUCACUUUGCGACAGUUUUGUCACAAAUUUGGAAACGGCAUAUUCACUCACAAUGUCGACUUUGUGGACUGCGGUGUUGUUGUUGGAGUUGGUGCUGUGCUUUGCAGUACUCGAUAGCGCGCUUGCGACUGGUGUACACGAUGAUGAUCUUCCACACGGUGUGAUGCGAGGACCGCUUCUGCAUGAGCACAGCUUCCAGGAACCCCUCGUCAAUGACUGGUGGGAGGAGGGCAUACCGCAUUACAUGAUUGGCGGCUCCGCCGUUGCCAACGAGCGCUUCUUGCGCCUGACAACAAACGACCUCGAUGACCACGGAUUCGCCUUCAACACGGCGCCGCUCGAUCACGACAGCUGGGAGCUGCGUCUGCGCUUUUCGAUCCGUCCGCCGCCUCCCGCGGCCGACAUGGAUGGCAACUCGACACACUACCAAGGAGGUGACGGGAUGGCUCUUUGGUACCUGGACCAGCCUAUCGGCGACGACCAUCAACAUGUGGUGAAGUACUCCAAGUCGCUUUCGCCGGAGCUGCGGGAUGAAAUCCUCGACGCGGACAAUCCGUGGCGCGUGGCGGACUUUCUGCUCAACACCGGAGAAGACGAGGACGACGACGAUGACGAGGUGGACGAAGACGACCUAACCGAAAGGGAGAAGGAGGAAGCGCGGCUUGCAAGGGAGCGCCGCGAGGAGAAAAAAAAGAAGCGCGAGGAACUCUUCAAGCGCAUCUUCAAGCGCGGCACCUCCGUCAGCGAGUGGGACGGCGAACCGAGAAUUAUGGGCGUCAAGUACUCCGAUUUCAACAAAGGCUUCGGCGUCAUCCUCGACUCCGUUGGUGAUGAGGCUGCUCACAUCGAUGAGCAUAAAGGCCGGGGCGACGCCGUCGCGCAUCAUCAUCACACCGCCAGCAUUUACCUCCUGCUGAAUUUGCCGAAUCACACCGUGGGCUCUGGGGCUAAAGUGGUGAACAACUUCAACCCUGCAAACGGGAACUUCCGGACGUCGCCGGACGUGCUUCGCUGCAAGUACGACUUCCGUCAACAAGGCACGAAGCCGUACGAUCCAAAAGCGCAGUUGAUGGAUGCCGUGACGAAGGCUACCACCGCCGGCGAGGAGCCGCUGGAGCUUGUGGUACGCUACUACAAAAAGAAGCUGACCAUUAUCAUCCGUCGCGAGGAUGUCUCGAAGCGCGAAGUGACUGCGGUGACAAACGAUAACGGCGUGGCCAUGAGCGAGGUGGAGGUGGCGCGCACGUACACGGAGACCAUGUGUGGGGAGGUGUACCCCAUCCAGCUGCCGCUGCAGUACCACUUCGGUCUCUCCGCCAGCACGGGUCACCGCACCAAGCAAGAGCGCAAGGCGCGCCGCAUCCAGAGCGUGUUCCAUGCGGCGGACAAGAACACGUACACCCACGUGGAUGUGCACGAUGUGUACAAGCUGGAGCUUCGCGAACUGGGCCUCGAUGCUAAGGCGAUGGGGUACUCCAAGACGAUUCCUCUGGAGCACUUCGACUUUGAGGCAGAUAAGCGGGAACGCGAACACUUCUCUCGGCAAAUCCCAGUGGAGCCCGACUCCGACACCGAGCAGUGA
Molecule: messenger RNA, 1619 nt
Organism: Leptomonas pyrrhocoris
Lineage: Eukaryota; Euglenozoa; Kinetoplastea; Trypanosomatida; Trypanosomatidae
Exons: 1
Coding region: 90-1619 (509 amino acids)
Biological process (GO): endoplasmic reticulum to Golgi vesicle-mediated transport; Golgi organization; endoplasmic reticulum organization
Cellular component (GO): endoplasmic reticulum membrane; COPII-coated ER to Golgi transport vesicle; endoplasmic reticulum-Golgi intermediate compartment
Molecular function (GO): D-mannose binding
Source: RefSeq, a predicted model, not a curated record